Molecule: messenger RNA, 5305 nt
Organism: Astyanax mexicanus (Mexican tetra)
Lineage: Eukaryota; Metazoa; Chordata; Actinopteri; Characiformes; Acestrorhamphidae
Gene: prrt4a
Product: proline rich transmembrane protein 4a
Exons: 5
Coding region: 267-3137 (956 amino acids)
Source: RefSeq, a predicted model, not a curated record
GUAUGUGUGUGUGACGGAGCAAGAGGGGGAGCUCUGAAACUCACACACACAUAUACACACACACAUGCGCAGGACUGUGCAGAGAUAGAUAGAGCUUUUCCAAGCUUUUCAGGAGCAGAGCGGUGGCAGAGGGAUUACUCCAAUAUCCAUCCGUCUCUACCUUCAUGCCUCCUAGGGGUCAGUGCCAGAGGAGCGUGGAGGACUGAGAUGGAGACAGAUAGAGGUCCGAAUCGUUAGCUGUGAUUUACUGAAGAGGGGUAGCAAGCAUGGUCCUUCACAGUGGAGGAUUGAACAGCAUUGUGCUGGUUCUCAGUCUAUCACUGUUUGACAGCUUACACACUGUUUCCCUGAACAGAGAUGGAAGAGAACCAAGCUGGACCAAGAAAACCGCAGUUUCAGGGGCACAGUGGUCACAGUGGACAACCCAGAUGUCCAGAACUAAGAUGGACACUACCACUGCUUCACCCAUGAUCAAUUCACUCUUCACAGAGCUCACAAUCAAGUUUGAAAAGAACAGCAAUGCACUGAAAGAUCUGGCUGGAACCAUGGCUGCUGCAUCAAAUCUCAACAGCCGAAGGAACAUCUCAUUACCAAAGCCAUCUACUACUGAAACAUGGACAGCGAAGGAUACUCCAGCAAAGGCUUGGUCACGAACUCAGGGUAAUGAGUGGAUUCCAGUGAAAGAGUUUUCAGAUUUGGCUCAGUCAUAUUUAGGAGAUUUUGAUGCUUAUUCAUCUGAAAGAUCUGACUCUCAAGCAUGGAAAUCUCAAUCUGGCUUUCAACCUCAGGAGAAUACAGAAACUCCAGAGUUCACACAUGUCCACAUGUCUCAAACAUCUCCUGACCAAAGAAGAGUAAAGACUAAACUUGGUGUUGACUCAACACAGAGGGAGUCCAAAUCCACAGGUCAGAAAACAGAUAUAGGAAAGUUUUCUGAUGCAGGUACAGAUGUGGGACAAGAACAAAAAGACCUACUAACUACUGCAAAGGACACUGGUAAAGAGAUAGAGGAGUCAACCACCAAGCCCCCUCAACAAACAAUAGGGUUGACAAGUUAUCCUAAAGAAAGUCUGAUGAAGCCCAACUGGACAAGACCUAGUUUGGACACAUCUAAAGAAGAUGGCGUAGGUCCUCUAGAAGAAGAACGGAAGAGGAAGCAAGACGCCAGAAUGACCCCAGCAACAACAACACUCACACUUAAUCCAGGCUUAUCUGUGUUUAACACUGAUGCUACUGAAUCCUCCUCUCUACCUGACUGCAACCAGGACUCUACAGGGAUCUGCAAUUCCUCAAAGCCUCUAAGGAACCCUGGUCUCUCUGACGACAGUAUCUCCGAUGACUUGGCUCCAGCCUCCCCAGUGCUUCCUCCUAGUGAAGAUAUGACCCCACCUCCUGUAGCCCUGACCCCACCCCUUCUGGUGCCUCUGUUGACUGACUGGAACGCUGCCAUGGCUACUUGGGGCCUAGCCUGGGAGUUGCAGGUGUAUGGACUGGGUUGUGUGUUUUCCCUGGUGGCCAUGAUUUCUGCCCUCAGCCUGCUGUGUCUGCCCCUGUGCUGGCCGUCUGGCUGUGCCCAGUUCAGCCUCCUGCACCUCCUGCAGCUGCUGGCUGGCAGUAGCCGUGCCCUGUGGCUGCUCUAUGACCCGUACGGUCAGCGUGAGCGGCUCCCGGCAGCUUGGGUGCGCCUCUUGCACGAGGCCACUUAUCCCUGCUUGACUGCCGCCUUCGGCCUGCUGCUGCUGCUACUGUGCGGCCUGUCUCCCUCCCAGCUGCUUUCCCAGAGCACCUUGCGGCGCUGUGGCUGCCUACUGGCUGCACUGGUGCUGGUGCACGUUGCAGUUGUAAUGGGAUCUGUUGCCAUCCUGAGGCUUUUUCCAACCCUCCCAGUUGUCCCUCUGCUGCCCCCAGCUGCCUUCUUACUACUGGCCUCUAUCUUCUCCUUCUCAUACCUGCUGUUCUACUGCUGCACCCGCACAGACGCCAAGCACAUCUACAGGCUGAGUGAGACAUCGCCGGACCACCAAGCUAACCGCUGCCCCCUAGCAGAGGCCAGUGUAUGGGAAAGAGCAGCAGGGACCGGCCUUUUCGCAGCACUUUUCCUUCUUGCAUGUGGAGGGCUCCGGCUCUAUGCGAUCCUGCAUGCGACUGGGCUGACGGAUGAGGAGACAGUGGGACUGAUGCCCUGGCCCUGGUGGGGCUUCCAGCUCAGUUGCAGAGUGUGUGAGGUGGGAGUGUGUCUCUCCGUGGCUCUCGUCAUCACACACCCUCUCCUCUGCUGUGGAAGAGCCGCUCCUAAGUUUGGUCGCUGGAGCUCGAUGUUUAACAGGAAGAGGAUAUCCACAGGGGGCACUACUUCAGCCACAAAGCCAACUAUCCUGCCAACCAGCUGGUCCAAGAGGCCUGGAGAGAAACUGAGCCUCAGGGAUGGUAUGGUACAAGAUGAGAGUGAGAGUGUGCCCCUCUACACCUUGGCAGAAGUGCCACUUUGCGAAAUGGACGGCUUGGACCUUCAUUAUCCCAGCAGUCCUCAGAACCAGGCUUUGCUGCAGCACUCUGCAACCACAAAUAAUGCCCAAAUAGUCUCCAGACACUCAUCUCUGGCUAGCCUAAAUGGCGACUCCACUGUGGACCUGCGGCCUCCGUCUCCAAUCGACCUGCGGCGCAGCAUUGAUGAAGCUCUCAACAGUGAAGCCCUGUUCCGGAGGAGCCUCUUCAGCUCCUCCAGGCUCUCUUUGAGCACACGUGGGCCUCCAGAUGGACAGCCCUGCAGAGGGACCUCCGCCGAGCCUGUUCUCUACCGCACGGCCUCGUGCGGGGACGUGGACUCCCCAUGUAGGGAUUCGAUCUCCAGCUCUCUGCAUGGAGGCCCAAGAGGUCGUGGAGGUCCAACAGCUUUGUACAGCUCCAGGCACCAGUCUCAGAGCAGCCUUCCCAGAGGGAGCCUGCCCAGGGUGCAGUCUGGACGCCCAUCACAGAAGCAGUACAAGGUCCUAAACUCCACCGCCUCCAGAGAGAGCAUAUAUGAGAAAGACCAUGCUUAUACGCAGGCUGAUGAACUGGCUGUGCAAGCUGAAUUUAAAAGUGUGUGCAGACAGAUAGAUGCACUCAGUGUGAGCAGCGACACAAUUGAACUGUGAACAAGGCAGUUCCAACUGAACUGAGUUAUUCUAAUACACUCAUGGUCAAAAAUGAGUUGCACCCAGAAGGAAUCAACUGACAGGAAUCAAAGUUGGUGGGUAGUCAUGCCAGACUGUAAUGGAGUGAAUCAUCUUUUGGGAUGAGUCCAGCUUUUGUCUUGAUAGACAUGACCAUUGAAACUUUGUGUGGAAGAGCGUGGGGUGCAAUUUUAUAUGAUGCCAGAUCACCUUUGUUUUUUUUAAAUACAGGCACUUUGACAGCUUAACAUUAUGUUAAUGAGGUCCUUCAACAAGUGACCCUACCUUGCUUUUCCAACAGGACAAUGCACAUCCACAUACUGCUGCUGCCAUCUCAAGAGCUCGCCUUGGGCACAGGUACUAUGCCAUGGCCAGCCCCAUCAACAGUCCACCCCUACCACAAAAUCUGCAGGAACUGCAUAAGAUUAUUCAAGCUGCAUAGGAUGGAUUAUUACUGCACACCAUUAGGAACCUCUACAACUCUUGAGUUACUUGAGUAACUAUUGGGUGCAACUAUUUUUGCAACAUUUUUUUUUUUUCAAAAGAGAGUGUAUGUAAGAUUUUGUAUGCAUUUGAAUUGUUGCACCGCAAUUGCAAGUGCAAGGAGGCCUCGUCAUUCAGAAGGGAUUCUGUUCAGAAGGGAAGCUGCUGCAGGUCUCAUAAAGUGGAAUAAAAGGUGGCAAAACAAGGUGCAAAAAACGUAUGAUUGUCCCCUUUAUCUAAAAUGGAGUGCACAUGCUCAGUUUGCUGCAUUGCUCAGAUGCCUGCGGGGUGGACAUACAGUAAAAACUGUGCAAACAUAAAUUGAUCAUUUGGGCCUUGCUGAAUAUAUUGCCUCUGUAUGACUACUGAUGCAAGCUCAUAAAAAGCUUUUUUUAUUUAAUAGCAAUAAGCCUACAUUUAGCACUUAGGAUAAUUUAAAGCAUUUCAAGCUAAUACAGACACUACAUGUCCAAAAGUAUCAAGACUUCCAUUAGUUAACUCAAUAGAAGCUAGGAAUUACGUAACACCCGAGCUGACUGUGAUAAGCCAUCACUGUUAGCAUUGUUCCAGGUUAGGACUGCUAGUGAUACCAGUUAAUAACAAUGCAUUAAAUGAUAUUUUGAGCACCCAAACAACAUGAAAGCAUGUCCAAAGAUAGCAGUUGGACAUUAUUGUGUUUAAAACUGAUUUAAAAUGAGACAUAAGACACAAAUAGAUAAGAAAAGUUCUAAUAAACUGUAUAAUACUACUGCUGUUAAUGUGUGGUGCAGCCAUCUUGGAUUCUGAACUUGUGGUUGGUAAGGCAUCCCAAACUUGAGUAGGAAAUCUGAUCUGUAGGAGCAUUACAGGUAAAAGUUUCUACUUGAAGGUCAUACAGAAUGCAGCAUAAGUAUUUAAGGUUCCUGUGCACUAUGCAUUGCACAAAACAUUAAUUUAUAAUGGUGUAAAUCUCCAUAACUGGGAUGUGAAAUAGUGGAACUCUUUUCUCUGCAAUGAUGUAGCUUCAUUAUUAUUUAAUUAUUCAGUUUAGUCUACAAACUUUUGGACAUAUAGUGGACUGUACAUCUCAGAGAAUGGUGUGUGCUGUAAUUAUGUUUUUUUUUUAUUAUUGACCCAUUGGGUGCCUCAGAAAGCUGCAUGAAAAUGCAUAUUGAAAAAUUGAAAAAAGUUUAAGAAGAUUAUUUUCUGCAAUAAUACUAAUAUAGCAAUACCAGUGAAUGCAUGUCUGUGGCAGGGAAAUAAUGUAGUUGUUUUUGAGCUGGUAUUUCCAAUCUAUGCACCACGUACGUACAGUAUCUCAAACUAAAAGAGACACGUAUGUACAUAUGCUGUGUAUAUCUCUCUUUUGCAUUGCAGCUUUCUUUCAUUCUUUCCAAGCUUUUCUACAGCUCUCUCCUCUAUACUGUUCUUAAGGCCAUGAUUUAGCAAGAAAGUUAGCAAGAAAGCCAGAUUUCUUCUUAUAGGUCUAAGCUUGUCAGUAUCAGAUGUCUCUGGUAUAGAUAUAAGGAGGUCGGGCUUUGUGACGUUUACACAGCACUCAUCUGUUUUCUAAUUGCAUUGUUUGAUGCAUUGAUUAAUACAUGAAUUAAGACAGUAAGGAUGUGACAGGAUGUGACAAUGUAAAAAUAUAAGACAGACAAUAAACUCAACUAAACAUUCUAGAAUAA